Clonostachys byssicola is the source of this 2265-nucleotide messenger RNA. The record is from the annotation of a GenBank genome assembly. NCBI's taxonomy places the organism in Eukaryota, Fungi, Ascomycota, Sordariomycetes, Hypocreales, Bionectriaceae.
AUGAGCCGAAAGCUGUGGUUGAGACCUGGCAAAACAUAUCUCUUCGGGCGGACAGUGUCGGAAGUUGGCCAGCUUGCGAUUUCACAUAACACGAUAUCUCGUAAGCACCUUACCAUCACCGUCGACAAUGUCCAGCCUGGGCAUGCAUACAAUCUCUCUAGCCGGUCUGGAGUUACAAUCGAAGACCUGAAGACCAAGAUAGGAACAGUGGUCAAUGGCCGGAAGAUAAAGGGUGACCGAUAUGUUGUUGAUGGCGACGAGGCUGAGAUCACCAUGGGCAAGUGUCCAAGCAAAUUUGUGCUAUCUUGGAAUCCCGUAAUAUUCACAUUCUCCUUCACGAAGAAGGAAUUGCAGACCCAGCCACUCACAACACUCCAAGAUCGGUUCGAGAACCUUGAUAUCAAGCUUUUGACCGAAUAUAGCGCCAAGUACACCACCCACGUCGUCUCCAAGAAGCGAAACACCGCGAAAGGUCUCCAGGCUCUAAUAAACGCAAAAUACAUCGUUACCGAGACCUUCCUCGACGCCGUGGUGGAAGCUGCGGCCGCCCCGGUUGGGGAUGGGUCGGAAAACAGCGCGCUCGAACAGGAUUAUGAGGCGAGCUGGCCUGACCCAAUAAAACAUCUUCCACCACGCGGGGGAGAGCCUGUACAGCAUCCAGACGAGACUUAUAGCCCUGACCCUGAACGGCAGGAAGUUUUCGAAGGAUACACGUUCAUCUUUUACGACAAGGCACAGUAUGACAAUCUUUUGGCUCCAAUCACCAAUGGCGGUGGGAAAGCCUUUAUGGAAAUUGUUGAGGCAGGGGAGACAGAGGUGGACAGUUUUGUCAACCGUAUCAAGGCGAUCGCUGGUGAACAGGCCCUCGGAGACGGAGGAAAAGGGGCGGUUCUUGUUAGAUUCGUCCCGGCAAAAGGAGACCAAAUACCGUGGUACACGGACUUCUUUACUGCCGUCUCCCUACGCUUGGAUCAUCGCCCAAUCGAACAGAGUGAAUUUCUGGAGGCAAUUUUAAUCAAAGAUGCCAGCAUUCUACGCCGGCCUCUGGAAGUUGACGACUCAGUAACUACCCAACCCCCUCAGCCUAACGCAAAUACACGACAAGAAGCUGUCCGGAGUGAUGCAAAUGCUGCAUCGCAAGAUGAACCUCAAGUUAUACAGGAAUCGAGACCUGCUCCUCGCAGAGGCCGUCCUCGAACCGCUGUGAAGCGGCGGUUUGCAGGAUUUGAUAACGACUCAGAUAUUGAUAUGGAUGAUACGCCGUCAGUGCCCCCCACCGAGAGCAAUACAACCCCACAGCAAGAGGAGCAAGGCUUGUUCAUGUCUCAAGAAGCCGAGGCAUCACGGGAGCCUUCGGCGCCUUCCAGGGGUAGCAGGUCACAAAGAAAAAGAUCGCCUCCGCAUGCGGAUGAUGAUAUGGGUGACAUAGCACCUGCUGCAGCCAGGUUUAAACGCCAACGGUUAGAAGCAGGCGACCAUUUUGCUUCACCGUCACCGGAGCCAGAGCCGGAACCUGAGCCUGUUAAACCACCAAAAAAGAUUAAAAAAGAGCUUGACGUACUUGCUGUAGCUGCGCAAAAUCGGGAACAGGAGGAGGCCCGAGCUCGGGCAGAGAAGGAAGACCUGGCACAUCUCCCUGAUGAUAUCGAUUUAUCACAAAUUCGCAAGCUCCAAAUUGUUGAGAAGAUGGAUAUAAGAGAUCCCUCGUCUGCUGUACGGAGUCGGGAACUGGAAAUUGCUGAUGGACGGUGGAAUCCCAAGUGGAACGGCAUGAAGAAUUUCAAAAAGUUCCGUCGGCGCGGCGAGGUCACUGGAAGGGCACCGGCAAGGGUCAUCAUCUCGCUGACCGAAGUCAGGAAUAAGGAGUUUGGAAUUGGCGAUGACUAUUGGCUGGAAAAUGAAACCCAGCGGAAAAAGAAGACCAAUAGCCAGCCGUCGGGCACCGAGUCACAACCAUCCGCACCACAGGUAGAGGCUCCGGCACGUCGAGCACCGCGGAUCAUGAUGUCUGAUAGCGAAGACGAGGCCCCGGAACCAACUGACAACAGCAGCGCGUCCCAAAGGCGGACAAGAACGACCCAGCGCGAGUCGGGGUUGGCCAGUCAGUCCUCACGGGCUACCACGCAGAGCCAGGGCAAGCGGCCGGCCCCAGAGCCUCCAAAGGCACAACCAACGAAGAGACCGCGACAGGCACGGAAGGUCAUUGAGAUUGCUGAUAGUGACAGUGACGAUGAUCUCAAAUUCAGAUUUGGCAAGAGACGGUAG